AUUGACAAUACAAUGGCGAGGCUUUCUCCAAUGUUGAGUUCUUAGAGUUGCUUUGCAGGUGAGCCGCAUGAAUUGUCCGUUCUGGUAGGCAAAUGCAAAUCGAGGGUCGCAAAGUACUUCGUACUUGCCCCUCCACUGCGAUCUUGACUUGACAGACCCCGCUGCGCAUAGGACGAAUCAAAGUCUUGGCGACAAACCUUCAAACCUCCAUCCUCCAUCCUCCGAUUCUCAAACCAUAUAUCCUCUCCAGCUGCGCAAAUCCUCUCCAUUCGCCUUUCAAUCGUGUUCCAUACUCCAUACCUCUCGGCCCUACCCAUGGCUACCUCUUCAAGUCCCUCAGAAACGCCGACGCAGUCACAACAAUUCCCCCUCCCCAAAGUCCUGACAUACCCCGCGUCAGCCCCGCCAACCCUCAUCACACAAGGCGCCGAGGGCCGGCUGUACAAGACAACACACCUGACCCCCGACCGGCCGUGCGCGCUCAAGUACCGCCCGCCCAAGGCCUACCGACACCCGAUCCUCGAUGCGCGACUGACCAAGGCACGCCUCUCGUCCGAGGCCAAGGUCCUCGAGCGGUGCUGGCGCGAGGGCGUGCCCGUCCCCGCCGUCUACGCCAUGGACCCGGCCGCGGGUUGGAUGAUGCUCGAGUGGAUUGAGGGCGUGCCCGUGCGGAUGGCGAUUAACGAGUGGCUUGGUGAGAGGCCUGAGGAGGAGGAGGAGGAGGAGGAUCAAGGGCAACAGGACAAAGACAUCCCACCGGGGGCAGGGGAAGCAGCUGCCGGCGAGGAGGAGGCCCCGCUUGUCAACCUGAUGCGGAGGAUUGGGACUGUCGUGGGCGCGCUACAUCGGACGGGCGUGGUACACGGCGACUUGACGACGAGCAACAUGAUGCUUAGGCCGUGGGGGGAAAAGGGCCAGCCUAACGGAUGCGCUGCCUCUGAGGAGGAUCAAGACAAACAGAAGGGCAAGGUGCUGGAAGGCGAUGUGGUGCUCAUCGACUUUGGGCUGGCCACGCAGAGCAUGUCCGACGAGGACCGCGCGGUGGAUCUGUAUGUGCUCGAAAGGGCGUUUGCGAGCACGCAUCCGAGAGCCGAAAGGCUGUUCACCACCGUUCUGGACUCGUACAGGGAGGCCUUCAAGAAGGCGCCCUCCGUCUUGGCCAAGUUGGAGGACGUGAGGAUGCGCGGGCGGAAGAGGAGCAUGCUCGGUUAAUUCGAGCAUGUAUAUAGGUAGAUAUGGUCUGGAAAAGAUACCCAACAUAGAAGCUGCAAGGUCCUCGC
This is a messenger RNA of Canariomyces notabilis, 1280 nucleotides long. Its product is annotated as kinase-like protein. The coding region runs from base 316 to 1212 and encodes 298 amino acids. Lineage: Eukaryota; Fungi; Ascomycota; Sordariomycetes; Sordariales; Chaetomiaceae. The record is from RefSeq and is a predicted model, not a curated record. Gene Ontology annotation, cellular component: cytosol; EKC/KEOPS complex; nucleus. Gene Ontology annotation, biological process: protein phosphorylation. The transcript has a single exon. Gene Ontology annotation, molecular function: ATP binding; protein serine/threonine kinase activity.